Messenger RNA from Capra hircus (goat), 1073 nucleotides. Its product is annotated as immunoglobulin omega chain. Gene Ontology annotation, biological process: immune response; immunoglobulin production. The record is from RefSeq and is a predicted model, not a curated record. NCBI's taxonomy places the organism in Eukaryota, Metazoa, Chordata, Mammalia, Artiodactyla, Bovidae. Bases 19 to 471 code for a protein of 150 amino acids. The transcript has 2 exons.
CAGGAAGCUGUGAGCACCAUGGCCUGGACUCCUCUCCUGCUGGUGCUCCUCUCUCUCUGCACAGGUUCCCUCUCCCAGCCUCUGCUGACUCAGCCGGCCUCCCUCUCUGCGUCUCCGGGAGCAUCAGCCAGACUCACCUGCACCCUGAGCAGUGGCUACAAUGUUGGCAACUAUAGCAUAUACUGGUAUCAGCAGAAGGCAGGGAGCCCUCCCCGGUACCUCCUGAGGUUCAAGUCAGACUCUGAUAAGCACCAGGGCUCUGGGGUUCCCAACCGCUUCUCUGGAUCCAAAGAUGCCUCGACCAACGCAGGGCUCCUGCUCAUCUCCGAGGUGCAGCCCGAGGACGAGGCUGACUAUUACUGUGCUGUGUGGCAUGGCGACACUAAUGCUCACACGGUGCUCCAGACCAGUGAGGAAGAGCAACAGAAACAUCGUCCACUCACCCCUGCUCGUGGCUCGGAUGAAGUCUAGCUCAGGGGGUGACUUCUAAUUGUCAGAUGUUAGACAAGCAACUGAUUUUCCUUAAACCAGCAGAUUUGAUAAUAUUGUAUUUUGCUUCAAUUUAGCUUUUAGAUUGCUAAGAUGCUUUUAUCCAAUGCAGGUUUUCCUGGGCAAACAUUUCUUGUUCAGAGACAAAAAUUUUUCGAUAAAGACAUUGGCUGAGCCCAGAAGAGGUGGUUUCAGGCCAGGCCCAGCUCAGGGUCACGGGUUCAAUAAGACAGGCUUCUGUGAGUGUUUCACUUGGGAUUUUGUGAUAUAAAAGUCAACAUGCAGAAAUGAAUUGUAUUUUGUAGUUCAGUAAUGAACCUCCAGUUUCUGAAAAUAAAACCACUAGCAUGUAUGAUACAAUCAAUAUAAAACACUUAAAUCUGAGGACUAUCAGAAGUCUGUGCAUUGAAAAUUACAAACAUGCAAGAGAAAUUAAAGGCAUAGUGAGUAGUGACUCCUCAUCUGUAGUUCGAAACACUGAAUGUCACUAAGAUAACAGUCAUUUAAAGUAGUGCAACAUAACAUUGUAAAGCCACACACCAGGCUUCCCUGUCCCUCACUGCUGGGAGCCAGUGUGAGGAAUC